AUUUUAGUACUUUAAAAAAAGGACCAGUUAUGCCCUUGCAGCCGCGUCGUCAAUAUGGUCAAGCGAUCCCUGUGGCUUGCGGGAGCGAAGCUGACGUUGGCUGCCACCGCCCUUGGUGGCGGAGCUGCCGGCGCGGCUAUCGCAACCUCCGACGAUCCGCCGACGGCCCUGAAGCUCUUCACAACCGUUCCUCUUCGCCUUCUCCGCGAUUCCAUCACCGCUGCUACCAUUGCUUUCGAUUAUGAAUAUUCACUAUUGGGACUUCCAGAAGGAAGUGUUGAGCGAUCAAGAGUUAAGCAUGAAGUACACAUUAGGUCUGCACAGAAGCUGCAGGAACUGUGUUUCAGAAAUGGAGGAAUAUACAUCAAGCUUGGUCAACAUAUCGGCCAGCUGGAAUACUUAGUACCUCAAGAGUAUGUCCAAACAAUGAGGGAAUCCAUGCUGAAUAGAUGUCCAGUUUCUUCAUAUGAUCAAGUAUGUGAAGUUUUCAAGAAAGAGCUUGGAGGCUUGCCAGAUGAAAUUUUUGAUGAAUUUGAUCCUGUUCCUAUAGCAAGUGCUUCGCUUGCACAAGUUCAUGCUGCUCGUACACGUGAUGGCCAAAAAGUUGCUGUUAAGGUUCAGCACACUCACAUGACAGAUACUGCAGCCGCAGACCAUGCAACUGUUGAGUUGAUUGUGAGCACUCUGCAUCGCCUUUUCCCUACCUUUGAUUACAGGUGGUUGGUUGAUGAAAUGCGUGAAAGUUUGCCCAAGGAACUGGAUUUCAUGGUUGAGGCGAAGAACAGCGUUAAAUGUCUUGAGAACUUUCAGAAGUUAUCUCCUCAUAUUGCUGACUAUGUAUAUGCGCCAAGGGUGUAUUGGAAUUUAAGUACCUCAAAAUUGUUAACCAUGGAAUUUAUUGAUGGUGCACAAGUCAAUGAUGUGAAGACCAUCCAAAGACUUGGAAUUCAGCCAAGUGAAGUUGCAAAGUUAGUUAGUACUGCCUUUGCUGAAAUGAUGUUCAAACAUGGUUUUGUGCAUUGCGAUCCACAUGCUGCCAACUUGCUGGUUCGCCCUUUACCUUCCAGUAGAAGGAACAUGCUGGGCAAGAGAAAACCACAGUUGAUACUUUUAGACCAUGGUCUGUAUAAAGAGCUUGAUGUCCCCACUCGAACCAACUAUGCUGCACUUUGGAAGGCAUUGAUAUUUUCUGAUGCUGAGGCAAUAAAGGAAAAUAGUGUAAAAUUGGGUGCUGGGGAGGAUCUGUAUGUACUCUUUGCUGGGGUUCUUACCAUGAGGCCAUGGAAUAGGGUCAUCGAUCCAUCUGUUGAUCAUUUGGUCAUACAAGGCAAUGACAGUGAUCGUUCAGAGCUCCAGACAUACGCAUCCCAGUACUUUUCUCAAAUCACAGAGCUUCUGAGGAGACUGCCACGCGUAAUCCUGCUAAUGCUAAAGACAAAUGAUUGUUUACGAGCAGUUAAUAAUUCUCUGUUGCAGGGAUCUUCCUUGGAGACGUUUCUGAUUAUAGGAAAAAUUUCUUCUGAGGCAAUUGUCGAGGCUAAGAGGUUACAGAGUAAAUCCUUAUUGCGACGCAUAAGUAUCUACUUGGAAGAAAUUUUGUUGGAAGCUCGGCUUUUUGGAAUGCAGAUUGCCUUGUGGCUUUUGCAUCUAAGGAGAGCUUUGACUUGGUGAAUAAAAGCCAAAUCGUAUGAAAAACUGCCCAAUUUUGUUUCUAUGUAGUGUGAUAUUCUUUGUCUCUGCAGCUCAACCUUGCCCAUUUACAUGCAGGCUUUUGAGCUCGAUUGAGACCUAGGGAAUUUUUAAAAAAAAAUAUAUAUAAAUAUACUAGUCCCACACAACACCCCCCCCCCCCUCCCCCCCAAAAAAAAGCCAAGGCAUUCUCAUGGAUCCUGGCAGUUGUAUUAUGUUUUGAAAUCCCCAUUGAUGCAGGGUGAGUGAUACGAGUAAGAAUCAUUUAUUGGGAAUAAAAUGUACUAAUCAACCUAGUUUGAAAA
Molecule: messenger RNA, 1994 nt
Organism: Malania oleifera
Lineage: Eukaryota; Viridiplantae; Streptophyta; Magnoliopsida; Santalales; Ximeniaceae
Product: putative ABC1 protein At2g40090
Exons: 12
Coding region: 55-1671 (538 amino acids)
Biological process (GO): lipid homeostasis; mitochondrion organization
Cellular component (GO): mitochondrial inner membrane
Source: RefSeq, a predicted model, not a curated record